Messenger RNA from Manihot esculenta (cassava), 861 nucleotides. RefSeq names its product SKP1-like protein 1B. NCBI's taxonomy places the organism in Eukaryota, Viridiplantae, Streptophyta, Magnoliopsida, Malpighiales, Euphorbiaceae. The transcript has 2 exons. The coding region runs from base 205 to 678 and encodes 157 amino acids. The record is from RefSeq and is a predicted model, not a curated record. Gene Ontology annotation, biological process: SCF-dependent proteasomal ubiquitin-dependent protein catabolic process. Gene Ontology annotation, molecular function: cullin family protein binding. Gene Ontology annotation, cellular component: cytoplasm; nucleus.
UCAUUUUCCUAACAAUCAAAGUAAAACAAUCUAGCUAGCGCUGCCCAAUACUCACUGCAUACGUGUCCACACGGCUAUCCACCGCUCGGUUGUUUCUCUCUCAAAACAUAAAAUCACUUCUCGUCUCUCUACAGAAUCAGAAAUCUCAUAGCUUAAUCAGAAUUCUCAUAGGUAGAAGAAGAAUCACCACCAGCAACAGUAGCAAUGUCAACGGGCAAGAAAAUCACGUUGAGAAGUACCGAUGGAGAGACCUUUGAGGUGGACGAGGCGGUGGCGCUGGAAUCUCAGACGAUAAAGCACUUGAUAGAGGACGAUUGCGCCGAUAAUGGUAUCCCUCUGCCUAAUGUCACCAGCAAAAUCCUAUCUAAGGUAAUUGAGUACUGUAAGAAGCACGUUGAGACUCCUAAGUCCGAAGAUCGCCCUUCUUCUGUCGAUGACGAGUUGAAGGCGUGGGACGCUGAGUUCGUAAAAGUUGAUCAGUCUACCCUCUUCGACCUCAUUCUGGCUGCCAACUAUUUGAAUAUCAAGAGCUUGCUGGACCACACUUGUCAAACAGUGGCAGACAUGAUCAAGGGCAAAACUCCAGAGGAAAUUCGGAAGACUUUCAACAUCAAGAAUGACUUUACACCAGAGGAAGAGGAGGAAGUUCGCAGAGAAAACCAAUGGGCUUUUGAGUGAAAGGCGAGGAAAGAGCUACUGUAUUCCUACUUCCCUUUUUAUGUUGGACAUGGGUGUUCAGGAUUACUACUUUGCAAACAAUUGUUAGUUUGCUUGCCUUGUUCGUACCCAAAACAAUCACAAACUCAGAUAUCUGGUUGUAGCCUUUUUCAUUAUGUUAAUAUGGUGUUCACUGUUCGUUAA